Molecule: messenger RNA, 1052 nt
Organism: Neurospora crassa OR74A
Lineage: Eukaryota; Fungi; Ascomycota; Sordariomycetes; Sordariales; Sordariaceae
Product: glycosyl hydrolase
Exons: 2
Coding region: 57-1052 (331 amino acids)
Biological process (GO): carbohydrate metabolic process
Source: RefSeq, a predicted model, not a curated record
UCCAAGCUUCUACGGUCAUCGACGCGUCAACCGCCGCCAAAGCCGCCAUCGACGCCAUGAACAACGCCUUCUACAACCCCUCCGAAGGCCGCUGGUCUCCUGAUGUCGCCUGGUGGAUCUCCGGUACCGCCCUCCAGGCGGUUUUGGACUACAUGCACGUUACCGGCUCACGGGACUACCUCUCUCAAGCGCACGAGAUCAUCGAAAAGCAAAAGGCCCCCCUGCCCUGGUGGCCACAAGGCGACGGUAACUUCAGGGCUGACUCGACCGACGAUACGGGCUGGUGGGCGCUGGCCAUGCUCCGCAUGUUUGACCUUACGGGCGACAAGCAAUACCUGACGAUUGCAAUGCAGGACGAGCAGUACAUCUGGAACUACUGGACGGACACGGAGUGUGGCGGCGGCAUCUAUGUGGACAUCAAGGCGAUGACGUACAAGAAUGCCAUUGCCAACGCCUUGUAUAUCAAGCUGGCCGCGGGUUUGCAUCUUCGAACGGGUGAUGCUCGUUAUCUGACCAGGGCGCUCAAGGCGCACCAGUGGUUCGUGGAAUCGGGCAUGAUCAACGCAGAGGAAUUGGUCAACGACGGGUUGACGCAAGAUAAGGCUAAUGGAGUGUGCUUCAACAACGAGGGACCGACGUGGUCGUACCUCCAGGGAGUGGUAAUAGGCGGUUUAGUUGAACUCUUUCGCACAACACUCAACGAAACCUACAUCCGCUCUGCCGCAACCCUCGCCAACGCCGUCAUCUCCUCGCCCCAACUCACUCCCCCCUCCACAGGUGUUCUAACCGACUACGCCUGCGAGGGCACCGCCGCGGGCUGUAACUACGACCAGCAGAGCUUUAAGGGCAUAUUUGCUCGCAACCUCGGCGAGCUCGAUGUGUUGAUUGUGGGACGACCGUAUCGCACAUACCUGGAGCAGAACGCAAACUCGGCUUAUCAGAAGGCACGAAACGCAGAUGAUACGUAUGGUACAAGCUGGUCGGGACCGUUUGAUGGAAGCAGUUUGGCAAAACAGCAGUCGGCGGCGAGCUUGUGGGUUGCGCUACUUUAG